Chenopodium quinoa (quinoa) is the source of this 1428-nucleotide messenger RNA. RefSeq names its product yrdC domain-containing protein, mitochondrial-like. Bases 192 to 1040 code for a protein of 282 amino acids. Gene Ontology annotation, molecular function: nucleotidyltransferase activity; double-stranded RNA binding; tRNA binding. Lineage: Eukaryota; Viridiplantae; Streptophyta; Magnoliopsida; Caryophyllales; Amaranthaceae. Gene Ontology annotation, cellular component: cytoplasm. The transcript is spliced from 6 exons. Gene Ontology annotation, biological process: regulation of translational fidelity. The record is from RefSeq and is a predicted model, not a curated record.
UUUAAAAAUUCUGAUAAUUAAAAAAAUUUAUUUUUCAAAUUCUGAUAACUAAAAAAAACACCCUCCCUUUCCCAUCACUGGCAGCCACCCCCUCCCUUGCCAGCGGCCAAGCAGUCCCUUGGCGACCUAUCUGUCUAAAUAUUUCAGUUGGUAGAAAUUGAAUAUCCAAAGCAGCAUAAAGAAGCAUAGAUAUGAAUUUAUCAACAAGAAUCACAGAGAAAUUGCCCUUUCUUGAAGUUCUAGGAAGCCCCGUGUUCUCUUCUAGAGGAGUGUCCAGACUAGGGUGUGUGCAUUUGAAGCAGCCUAGUCUUCGGACCUUUUCCGGGGUUCGAGCGAAAACGGUUGCUAGUUUUGAUAGUUGUGAUGGUGCUUUAAAGGAUGGGACAGGGGUUGUUCUUCCUUCAGCUAAAGAGUUUGCAGAGCAAGCAAUUCAAUCAAUAAAAUCAGGAAAAGUUAUUGCUGUGCCAACUGAUACAUUGUAUGGCUUUGCUUGUGAUGCUUGCUCUAGAGAAGCUGUGAACAGGAUUUAUGAGAUCAAAGGCCGCAAGCUUACCAGCCCUCUUGCAAUAUGUGUUGGGGAUGUGUCAGAAAUAAAUCGUUUUGCAUUUACAAAUCAUUUGCCUGAUACUUUGCUUGAUGCGCUCCUUCCUGGUCCUGUGACUUUAGUUUUGAGGCGAGGAGAGGCAAGUAUUCUAGAGAAGUCAUUGAAUCCAGGGAUAGAUAGUAUUGGUGUUCGAGUGCCUGAUAGCGAUUUUAUAAGGAUCAUUGCUCGGGGUUCUGGAAGUGCAUUGGCUCUUACUAGUGCAAAUUUGACUGGACAUCGUAGCAGUGUCUGCAUCAAAGAUUUCGAGAGUUUGUGGGGACACUGUGCCUAUGUGUAUGAUGGUGGUGAGCUGCCCAUGGGCCGUGCAGGGUCUACAAUAGUGGAUUUGACGAGUCCUGGAAAAUAUAAGAUAAUAAGGCCUGGCAGUGCAAGAGAAGAAACUAUUGAAAUCCUGAAAAAGCAUUUUCUUGUAGAAGAGAAGACUGAUAAUUCAUGAUCAAUCAACUGAAUAAGCAGCUAUUUAAAUACAAAUAGGUAGAUUGCACGGAGGCAUGGAGCAGCAUGAUGAACUAAUUGUUGGAUUUGAAAGGCCUUCUAAUGCUCUGGAUUGUGUGCAACCUUUGAAGGCGUCUUAACUUUUGUAUGUUAAAAUUUUGUUUAUAUUUGCAGAUUAUAAUGCUUUGGUAGUUUGGUGUAAUUUAAUCAUAUAGCGUUCAGACUAGGACUAGCUAGAAUGGAUAGCAGUUAAGUGAACAAUAUGAGUUCCUCUAAGAUUAGACUAAAUCAAUUUCUAUAUUUCUACUGCCAAAAAGUGUUAUGCAUGAGAUCCUAAGGGUUGUAUGAGAUUAAUUAUUUAUAAAUACGAUGGCUACUUGUUCUAUACA